AUUUUUUCUCACACUCUUUAUAGCGUCGAUUUGUUUCCGUAACUCCGAAUCUGGAAAAGUCUUCAUUUGUCUCGAAACAUUUCCACCAUAGAUCAAAGACCUCCUUGGCCCCCAAUCUCAAGGUCUAGCUAGAAUGGGUCUCGUUCAUUUCGAGGAUGGAAAAGUCCUCUUCUACCCGUACACGCCUUCAAAAGCCGCAGGUGUCAUUUUCUUGUUUCUUUUUGCAGGUAUCUCAGUCUAUCAUGUUUGGUUGGUCCGUAAAUAUAAGACGAAAUACUUCAUGCCGAUGGUACUCGGGGGAAUCUGUGACACAUUUGGCCACUUGGGGCGCGCCUGGGCAGGCUCAGCGCCUUUAUCUCCCAAGCCAUUCAUGUUGCAGCUCAUGCUCAUUCUAGUUGCGCCUGUCUUCAUCUCCGCAACCGUAUACGUCAAUCUCGGAAGACUCAAAGAGACCUUGCUAGGCCAUCAAAGGCGGAAGUGCAGCCCUACCAGUAUCUUUAUUCUCACGGAUAUCAUCGCCUUCUGCACACAAAUCGGCGGUUCACUUGUACAAGUAAUUGCGAACCCAAAGAUCAUGGAAAUUGGAGGCCAUGUUGUCUUGGGUGGUUUACUUUUCCAGCUCUGCGUUUUGGUCAUCUAUUUUGCUCUCGUCAUGCGCUUUCAGCGGGCUACGCAGAGGGAAACGAUUUACUCACAACAUUGGAGACGUUAUGUUUGGACCCUGAUCAUCUCGGUGGUGGCUAUCUGGGUGCGAAACCUUGUGAGGGCAGUGGAAUUCGCGGAGGGCUGGUACGGGUUCGUCAAUCAGCAUGAAGCCAUGAUGUACAUUUUUGACUCUUUUUUGAUGUUCUCUGUCAUGGUAACAUUCGCUGUCUUUCAUCCUGGCCAGUCCAUUUGGAGACAUAGCUUAACGGGUGCUGAGUUGGAUGAGGCAACCGAAAUGCACCUAAUAUUCAGUUCGCCCUCCGGCUACUCAUGUUAA
Colletotrichum acutatum is the source of this 982-nucleotide messenger RNA. Its product is annotated as RTA1 like protein-domain-containing protein. The record is from RefSeq and is a predicted model, not a curated record. The transcript is spliced from 3 exons. Bases 134 to 982 code for a protein of 282 amino acids. Gene Ontology annotation, cellular component: membrane. Lineage: Eukaryota; Fungi; Ascomycota; Sordariomycetes; Glomerellales; Glomerellaceae.